GUCGGCGCGAGACAGGGAGACAGGGCUGCGGCAAUUGGGCGACACAGGCUGCUGCAGGAAUAAGGCAAUAAUUUAGAUAGUUCAGCAUUGUAUUAUAUACGCGUGUAUAAUAUACACAGCUAGCCAAAAUGGUAGACCGCGAGCAGCUAGUGCAGAAAGCCAGGCUGGCUGAGCAAGCCGAACGAUACGAUGAUAUGGCAGCAGCAAUGAAAUCGGUGACGGAACUGAAUGAAGCCCUUUCCAAUGAAGAAAGGAAUCUUCUCUCUGUCGCUUACAAAAACGUGGUGGGGGCAAGGCGGUCAUCUUGGAGAGUGAUUAGCAGUAUUGAGCAGAAGACCUCCGCAGAUGGCAAUGAGAAGAAGAUUGAGAUGGUGCGAGCUUACAGAGAGAAGAUUGAGAAGGAGCUGGAGUCUGUGUGCCAAGACGUGCUCAACCUCUUAGACAAUUACCUGAUCAAAAACUGCAGUGACACACAGUACGAGAGCAAGGUCUUCUACCUGAAGAUGAAGGGGGACUAUUACCGCUACCUCGCCGAGGUGGCAUCUGGUGAGAAGCGUGCCACAGUGGUGGAGUCAUCAGAGAAAGCAUACGGCGAGGCCCACGAGAUCAGCAAGGAGCACAUGCAGCCAACGCACCCCAUCCGGCUGGGCCUGGCCCUCAACUACUCGGUCUUCUACUACGAGAUCCAGAAUGCCCCCGAGCAGGCCUGCCAUCUGGCCAAGACCGCCUUUGACGAUGCCAUCGCUGAACUCGACACCCUCAACGAGGACUCCUACAAGGACUCGACCCUCAUCAUGCAGCUCCUUCGCGACAACCUGACGCUCUGGACAAGCGACCAGCAGGACGACGAUGGCGGGGAAGGGAACAAUUAAGCCCUAGGGGGAGGGGGAAACUGGCUGCUGCAGCUGCGAUCGCAGUCUUUUUUUUUCCACUUGGGGUGGGGGGGGGAGAGCUUCCGGUUACACCCCCUCCCCUCACUCUCCGCCCUGUUGACGCCUCUUCGACAUUUGCCAAAACACCACUAGCGGAAAGUCAGACUUGGCUGUGCUGGUACGGAAUGGGAGCCACACACUGGCAUUUGGACUGUCCUGUAGUUAAAUAAGUGGAGUUGUUUCAUUUAACGUAAAGCUAGACUGAAGCAAAACUUGAAUGAUGAGGUCUGCACAUUUAAAAAAAAAUGCUCUUGUGGUUUCAGUAACCUCCAUUGUUUUAAAGGAAGAAAUCGAAAGUAUUAAUAAAAUACAGUAUUAAAUAUUUUUUAUUUCAGUUUGCCUAUUUAAAAUAAAACAAAAACUAAUUUAUAAAUCUAAAUGGUGUCCCCGGACUCCCAUACCCCAAAUUAGAAUCUGAUUGUGGUUCAGGUUUUGAAAUAAGUUCAUAAAACUCAUAAUUAGAUGUUUCUAUAUAUUAAAAAAAACAGGAUCUUAAAGAAAUUAACAAACCUACCAGUGUCAAAGUCUAGUUUAAACCCGCUGGCAAAUGUAUUAUUUGAAGCACUUUUCAUCACCAGUAGAAAAUCUAGAUAAUUGGAAAUUAAGGACCUGCCAUUUUUAACCGGAGCCAUUUUAGACCACACCAGUGACUAGUUGUACUACCAUUUAGCCCCCUCCAUAUGUUACUGGAAAUACGGGAUAAUUUUUUUUUAGGUCAGGCUGAAUCAAAGGCAGAUUUCAUAAAAAGACAAACAAUGGGAAUUGAUCUUCAAGCAGCUUAUUUGUGUUUUUUUUAAAAAAAAAGAAACGCACUUGCCUAUUAUGCUGUCUAAUCAAGUGUAAUAUGAUUAUUAUGCUCCAAUAUUGUGCAUGCUGGUGACGUAUUUAAACAGUAGCUCAGAUUUAUUAACUUAUAGGUGUGAUGUAUUCUUAUGGCAAAAAUACUAGUCUUCAAAUGUAACUGAUUUGCUGGAGUACGCUCUACCCAAAUGAUCGUAACAGUUAAUUGGUCUGUUAUGGACGUUACUAUAGUGACAUGCGAUUAUGUAAUUGAUCUGUUGAAAGCACCAAUGUUCUAGCUUAAUCUUAAUGUCUGGUGUUUUGUUAUAGUGAAAUUAUUACAGUGUAGGAGCUUUUACCAGAACUUGUUAGUAUGAGGCUUCUGUUUGUGCUUUUUGUCAUGUUAUGCAGUGAACUCUCUCAGUUUGAGCAAGUGACUUGAUUAUUUUAACUCUGGUCAGUGUAUCUGUGGGGAAACUCUUUCACACAAUGGAGCAUUCCUUAACAGUUUUAUUGGUAAUGGAAUAUCUUGAAUGUGAGUCAUUAUGUAGUCGCACACAGGCUAAUAAAAUCGCAAAUCAGUUCUACUGCU
This is a messenger RNA of Carcharodon carcharias (great white shark), 2304 nucleotides long. Its product is annotated as 14-3-3 protein gamma-B. NCBI's taxonomy places the organism in Eukaryota, Metazoa, Chordata, Chondrichthyes, Lamniformes, Lamnidae. Gene Ontology annotation, biological process: signal transduction. Gene Ontology annotation, cellular component: cytoplasm. The coding region runs from base 129 to 872 and encodes 247 amino acids. The transcript is spliced from 2 exons. The record is from RefSeq and is a predicted model, not a curated record. Gene Ontology annotation, molecular function: protein kinase C binding.